AUACAUUUACUACUUCCUUCCAAACCGGAACUAGGAUUACGUGUGUGUAGUCAAACGCUUCCGACUAAGAUUAGUCACUAUUUACGUUAAGUAUUUUGAAUGCAUAUUUCAUUCGAGACAUUGAUGCAUUUUGAUUUUAUGGAUGUAAUCGUAGAGACUGAUCCUUGUUUUUGCAUUCGUGAAGUAGCUAGUGAGAAGAACCAGAAUAAUGUCCAAUUUCAUCGCGCUGCAGACGCAGUUGGCUUCGGUCAUGGAGACACUGGUUCACGCGGCCGUGGCAGAAUUGGGUAAACUUGUUGAAGACACCUCGGUCUUCGUGUUCAAUCUAGAGUUUACACCUAAGCACAACGAAGAUGACGAGAUGACGACAAAAUUGCAGACCGAGAGUCAGAUGAAGAUGACGCACUUUGCUUCAGUCAUGGAAACUCUUGGCAAUGAAGCACUUGGUAAAAUCAUGAAGAUCGUAGAUGACACCAAAUUUCUGAUGGACUUUGAGCAGAAGUCCUUCAAAGCAGUUCGCGGGAGGAAGAGUAAACCACAAGCCAGCAUAUUAAACAUCCUGUCAGAGGGAGGAAUGGCAGAGGAGCAUUCAUAUGGCGGUAGUGGAAAAAACAUGGAGGAGACCGUUUCGACUCAACCCACAGAGCCUCAGGAUACGGAUGAGCCAGAGGCUCCCUUCGUCCUGGCUGUCAGUGUGAAGGACGAGCUGGGAAACAUUGACCUGGGAGCCAUAGCUGAGAGAGCGGCUGCAGAUGCGUAUGUGGUCGACGGGACCCCUUCAUCGGACCACCAGUGUGAAACCGUGCCCCUUGUAUCGCAGCCCAGCCAAGCGGACCUCCUCCUCGAGAAGCUGGUUCGGCAGAGGAAGCUCUUCAUCUGCACCGAGUGUGGCAAGAGCUUCUCCACUCAGAGCAACCUGAAAGCCCACCAGAGGAUCCACACGGGAGAGAAACCCUUCACCUGCGUCAUCUGCAACAAAGGCUUCGCCCACAAACAGAGCCUGCAGGACCACAUCCGCACACACACGGGUGAGAAGCCCUACGAGUGCCUGCAAUGUGGGAAGUGCUUCGGUAAGCAGGCUCAUCUUAAGACUCACUCCAUCAUACACACAGGGGAGAAGCCCUACAGCUGCGACCUCUGCGGGAAGAGCUUUAACCUGGCCCAGAACUUGGCUCGCCACCAGCAGAUCCACACGGGAGAGAAGAUCUUCACCUGUCCCAUCUGCGGCAAAGGCUUCACCCGGGCGGUCACGCUCAAGACCCACGAGCUCAUCCACACAGGGCAGAAGCCCUUCAAGUGCGCCCAGUGCGGAAAGAGCUUCCGUCACGCCGUCAACCUGAAGAACCACCAGCGUAUCCACACAGGCGUCCGGCCGUUCAGCUGCGACCUAUGCGGCAAGACCUUCCGCCAGUCGGUGAACCUGAAGAUCCACCGGCGCAUCCACACGGGCGAGAGGCCAUUCGUGUGCAAGGACUGCGGGAAGAGCUUCAGCCAGCAGAGCAGCCUCAUCUCGCACGGACGCACCCACUCAGAGGACCGGCCGUUCCCCUGCAGCUACUGCGAGAAGAAGUUCAACAAUGCCAACAGUCUGAAGCUGCACCUGAGGAUCCACACGGGGGAGAAGCCGUACGGGUGCGAGAUCUGCGGGAAGACCUUCAGCCAGGGAAGCCACCUGCGGACACACAAGAGACACGUCCACGCAGGGGGCAAACAGUACAUCUGUGACAAGUGUGGGAAGAGGUACUCAGACCAGCGCAAUUUGAAAAUGCACAAGUGUGUGUAUGCCUGACACGUGCUCUUAAAAGACAUUUGAUCAUUGUUAUGCGGUUGUUGUGUUCUGUUACUAGUAUUACGAGGAUGUUGGCAUCACUGGCCCUGUUGCCCAGGGUUACAGUAUUUCUGAAGGGCACUUUACACCAUAAGAGCCUUGACUUGAAGCCCAUCAUUUUAUAAGUAAAACAGGCCGUUUGUGUGUAAGGACUGUGGGAAGAGCUGCCGACUGCAGAGCAGCUUCAUCUUGCAGCUACUGUGAGAAGAAGAAUCUGGACUUGUCUCACAAAUUGUCCCUUUCAUACAGUCUCUGUACUGGCUGGUAUUUUAGAUACUUUACUUUAUAGAUAUUGAUUGAGAUUUGAUUUGGAAAUUGUGGAUGGAGCAGAAGUUUGUUUUCGUGAGCUGUGUAGGCUAUUUAUUUUGAUCCAACUUUAGACUUUGAAACGCUAACUGAGAAACUAAAUUGGUGUGUAUCGCAGGAACCAAAAAUGCCUGAUGUCUCAUAAGAAGAAAAUGAACUGUGUGCGCUACUGUACAGUAAUACAUUUUUUGUAAAUGUGUCAAAGGACACGUGAUUGAUUUAGCAUUUCAUAACUAUAGCUGAUAUUUUGCUGUGUAAUAUAUUUGUAAAAAGAAAGAAAAUAGCACUGUUAGUUGAGACCAUCAAUGCAGUCUUUAUUUUUUUUUUCUGUCAAACAAAUCAUCAAUCCCCAGUAAUUCAUAACCCAUCUGUUCUCUUUGGGGUUAAUUUUUCUAUGGUAACUUCUCCAUGGAGUAUUCAAUUAUGACACAAGACACGUCCACUAUUCUCAUGUCAGCAUUUUUUUUUUUUUUACAGAAACAAUGAUAGAUGCUGCCGCCAGGUACAGCUAUGUAUCAUUGAUGGUUGUGUGAGAGAAUGAACUGGGUAAAACAAAGAUCAUGGCAACAAUUUGUGAGCGAAAAUAAAAGCAUUGUAACUUG
This is a messenger RNA of Hypomesus transpacificus, 2736 nucleotides long. RefSeq lists its product as uncharacterized. Lineage: Eukaryota; Metazoa; Chordata; Actinopteri; Osmeriformes; Osmeridae. The transcript is spliced from 5 exons. Gene Ontology annotation, biological process: regulation of transcription by RNA polymerase II. Bases 209 to 1789 code for a protein of 526 amino acids. Gene Ontology annotation, cellular component: nucleus. Gene Ontology annotation, molecular function: DNA-binding transcription activator activity, RNA polymerase II-specific; RNA polymerase II cis-regulatory region sequence-specific DNA binding. The record is from RefSeq and is a predicted model, not a curated record.